AUGUCAACAUCAAUAAGACCCGAUAGCCCAGUAUCCCCCGAGAAAGACAAUCCUCUCCUCCCAUUCAUCUACGACACCAUCAUCAUCGGCGCCGGACCCUGCGGCCUAGCCACGGCCGCAAGACUCCGCGAACACACUCCCUCUGCGAUUUUCACCGACGAAGAACAUCAUCGCUACCACUGGAUCAACAAGAAACAAGCUGCAAUCAAAAAUUCCAAGACCGGUCAGACUCGAUUACCUCGUAGGAGCCAGUCCGCGUUAUCAUCAUCAUUACAACAGAGAAAAAAUCGUACAUGGCCAUCAAUGCUCGUCCUGGAUAGUUCUGGAGAUAGCUGGAUGGCGAAGUGGAAACGGCUCUUUGCUGUGUUGGAGAUUCGCCAUUUGAGGAGUCCGAUGUUUUUCCAUCCGGAUCCUCGGGAUCGAGAUGGGUUGUUGGAGUAUGUUCAUGCGGUGGGACGUGAGUGCGAGUGUGUGGAGAUUGCGGGUUGUGUGGGGAGGGAAUUGAGUAAGCAUCAGUUGAAGAAGCGGAGGAGGAGAGGGGGAGGGAGUGAGCGGGCGAAGCCGGCUGUUACGAUUGAUGAACGAGAUCGUAAAGACUACUAUAUCCCACCAGCUGACCUCUUUCAAUCGUAUUGCUCCUUCAUCGCGGAACGAUACAGUCUCCAGACUUCAGACCUCGUCCAACAAGCCACAGUAUCAAACAUUGACUACGACUACGUUCCACAAAUCUCUCCGCACGAGAAGAUAUUCACCAUCACGACCUCCCACUCAAUCCACUACUCACGAACGGCCGUGCUCGCAGUUGGAGCAGGAAACGCCCCCUCAAUUCCCAUACCCUUUCCCCAACACGGCUGCCCCUGUGCUUGCCACGCCUUCCAACCCAUCGACAACCCACUGCCAGCUCGACUCACGUCUCAUGUCGAGACCAACAUCCUCGUCAUAGGCGGCGGUCUCACCAGUGCCCAAGUCUCCGACCGCGCCAUUCGCCACGGCGCAACCAAAGUCUUUCACAUCAUGCGCGGCCCCCUUAAAAUCAAACCUUUCGACGUCGAUUUAUCCUGGAUGGGCAAAUUUCGCAACCACGAGAAAGCGUCUUUUUGGUCCGCAGAUUCUGAUGCGGAGCGAAGCGAGCUCAUCAAAUCUGCGAGAGGAGGUGGAAGUAUCACGCCGAGGUUUGCGAGGAUUGUACAAGGACAUUGUAAAACUGGCAAACUCGCACUACAUACGCAUACGACAGUGAAGAAGUGUCAAUAUGAUGCUGUGGAGCAGGCGUGGAGUAUUCAGACCGAGCCUUGUAUACCAGAGUUGGAGGCUGCGAGUAUUCAUCAUGUCUACUUUGCAACAGGGGUAGCGUCGGAUUUUGAAAAGUUGCCGUAUUUGCAGACGAUAUGUGAGAAGUAUCCUAUCAAGGGCUAUGAUGGACUUCCGGCGUUGACUGAUGAUCUGACAUGGAGGGAUGAUGUGCCUCUGUUUGUGACGGGGAAGUUCGCGGCUUUGAGGUUAGGGCCUGGAGCGGGCAAUCUGGAAGGUGCGAGAGUUGGUGCUGAGCGGAUUGCGUGGGCGAUGCAAGAGUACUUGGGAAAAGACGGAAUGGGAGGGAGUUGUAUGGAGGAGGAGGAGGAGGAGGAGGAAAAGAAGUUGGGAGGAGAGUAUCGAUAUGCGGUGGGCUUGGGAAGUCGAUUCGAGAGUCUGGGACUAUUGUAA
This is a messenger RNA of Sphaerulina musiva SO2202, 1704 nucleotides long. Its product is annotated as FAD binding domain protein. The record is from RefSeq and is a predicted model, not a curated record. The transcript has 3 exons. Lineage: Eukaryota; Fungi; Ascomycota; Dothideomycetes; Mycosphaerellales; Mycosphaerellaceae. Bases 1 to 1704 code for a protein of 567 amino acids.